UUUAUCGUCGUUGUUUAUUCCUCAUUCUACGCGAGUUAGCGAAUGCAACGAGGUUCGUUUUCCAAGUUAUGUGAAUUUUCAUCUGAAAUAAUUGUAAAAAGCUUUUGUAUUAAGUAAUUAAAAACGAUUAUUGUGUAUUAGAUACCAUAAAAUGCGCGGCAGUGUUAUAUUUCAACAAAAUCGCGCCCUGGGCUACGUGAGCAAUCACGUCCCGGCCAAUGUGCGUUUCAUCGAAAAGCGCAACGAGAAUGUGAUCACAACCUGCGUGGGGAAAUCCUUUCACGUUUACGGUUCCAACAGUUUCCGGUUGAUUCGGGUCGGAGGUUUGCACCCCGAAGACAUAAGCUGUAUAGCGUCAGAUGGAUUCUUGACGUAUGUUGCGAGCGGGAACGUUAUCUACGGAUGGAGAUCCAGCACACAGCUGCGCAAAACUUAUCGGGGCCACGGGAAGAAAGUGCACCUGCUGCUUCCAUUCGGGAAGCAUUUGCUGUCGGUUGACGAGGCCAGUUUGUUGAAGAUUUGGUUCGUUGGGACGGAGGAAGUUUAUUUGGAGAUCCCCUUCAAUAUUGAUCAGUUCGAGAUUUCGGCACUGAUGCAUCCGGCUUCCUACAAGAAUAAGAUUUUACUGGGAAGCAGCCAAGGAGGGCUUCAGCUUUGGAACAUCAAAAACGCUAAACUGGUUCACACUUUCCGGGGAUUCGAUUGUAAAGUGAGUGUGUUGACACAAGCACCUGCUAUUGAUGUGGCCGCAGUUGGAUUGCAAAAUGGAAAGAUCGUUUUGAUGAAUUUGAAGUUUGAAGAGGCGAUUAUGGAGAUGACCCAGGAUUGGGGACCGGUAACGGGGAUUACGUUCCGCACUGAUGGACAUCCCAUCAUGGCCACGUCUAGCACAAAUGGGCAAGUAACAUUUUGGAAUCUGGAAGAACAGGUCAUUGUUUCAACGUUGUUAGCUCAUAGCGAUUCCGUUACGAGUCUACAGUGCUUCCCGAAUGAACCUCUGCUGUUGACCACUUCCCCGGAUAAUUCGAUGAAGCUUUGGAUAUUCGACUUGCCGGAUAACGGUGCUCGAUUGUUGAGAAUACGCGAAGGCCACGGGGCUCCUCCCACGUACAUUAGGUACCAUGGAUCAUCGGGUCGGAACAUUCUAUCAGCAGGAGAGGAUUCUUCUCUAAGAAUCUUCAGCACCAUCUCAGAAACCUUGAACAAGAGUCUAGGGAAAGCCAGUUACAAUCGUAAGGCAUCGAAGAAACACCGCAAGGGGGAGGAUCCCUUCCGAAUGCCACCGAUAAGCUUCUUUACAUCGGAGACGACCAGGGACAAAGAGUGGGACAGCAUAGCGGCAGCCCAUUCGGGACUGGUCCAGGUGACGACCUGGUCUUUCGACAAAUGCAAAAUGGGCGAGCUGAAGCUGGUGCCGGAAGUGUUCCAGAACAAAAAUCGAACGGAUUUCGGAGCUACUGCCACGGCCCUAUGCCUGAGCCACUGCGGGAACUUUGUUACAAUCGGUUACUCUAGUGGCCACUUGGAGCGGUUCAACGUUCAGAGUGGAAUACAUCGGGCCAGCUAUGGGAAGCCACCGGCACAUGAAGGAGUGGCAGUUCGGGGAAUUUCAUCGGAUAAUCUUAACCAGUUCGUGGUCUCCGGCGGGGCCGAAGGAACGCUCAAAUGGUGGAAUUUCAAGCAAAAUGUUAACAAACCGGUAUAUUGCUUAAAACUCGAUGAACCGGUGUCCUUGUUCAGUAGUCACCGCGAAAGCGCUAUGAUAGCCGUUGCCCUUGAGGACUUUUCGGUGUUGAUUGUGGAUUCCGACACCCGCGCCGUUGUAAGGAAAUUCGUAGGCCAUAAAGGACCCAUCACCGAUGUCUGUUUCUCGCCGGAUAGUCGCUGGCUGUUAACAGCAAGUCGGGACUGUACCGUAAAGGUGUGGGAUAUUCCAUCGGCUUACCUCGUCGAUCACUUCAGAAUGCCUCAGAUUUGCACCUCUCUGAAUAUGUCCCCGACAGGUGACUUCCUUGCGACGACCUAUGUGGACAACAACGGGAUCUAUUUAUGGGCCAAUAAAAGCUUAUUUUCACACGUUUCGCUUCGAGCGAUCAAUCCUGGCGCGGAAGCACCACUGAUGAACCUUCCAGCGACAAUUUGCGAUGAAAAUGCAACGACAUUGCUCGACGAGAACGGUAUGGAGAUUGACGAGUUGGAAGAUGCUAUGGAAGCCAUCAACAUCAACUACGAGAGUCCAGCACAGCUUUCGCGGGAGUUAAUCACCAUGUCCAACAUGGCGGCUUCUCGCUGGCAGAAUCUACUGAACUUGGACAUCAUCAAGAAGCGCAACCGGCCAAGACAAGCCCCACAGAAGCCAAAGUCGGCACCGUUCUUCCUGCCAACUGUGUCCGGUUUAGAUUUCCAGUUCGAUUUGGACGCAACACAGGAUCAAUCCGCCGACGCCGCGUCGAAGAUCCUAAAAGUCAACCAGGUGGAACAGUUGACCAGCUUUGGCAAACUGCUUAAGGACGCCGUAUUUAGUGGGGAUGAGAAAUUCACGAAAGCGAUUGAGUUCCUGAAAAAGCUUGGCCCAUCGAUGGUAGAUUUUGAAAUUCGGAACCUCAGCCCGCUGGACGGAGGCAGUGGGAGUAUCUCAGUGAUGGGUGCUUUCAUGCAGAUGAUCGUGGCCCUACUGGAGAGCAACCAAGGCUUUGAGCUGGGACAAAGCUGGUUGGGCGUGUUCCUCAAGGCUCAUGGGCGAACCAUUGUGGAGCACGAGGAACUGAGGAUGAUGUUGGAUGAAGUGGAACAGGCACAGGCCAAAGGCUGGAACUUGUUGGAGGAACGCUUGCUGUACGGGAUAGGCGUGGUAAGUAGUUUGAGGAAUUUCAAUGCUUGAUGAUUUGGUUUUCGCCUGAUCAGUAAUAAAAAUUGUACAUUGGA
Molecule: messenger RNA, 2925 nt
Organism: Aedes aegypti (yellow fever mosquito)
Lineage: Eukaryota; Metazoa; Arthropoda; Insecta; Diptera; Culicidae
Product: WD repeat-containing protein 36
Exons: 2
Coding region: 152-2881 (909 amino acids)
Biological process (GO): rRNA processing
Cellular component (GO): small-subunit processome; Pwp2p-containing subcomplex of 90S preribosome
Molecular function (GO): protein binding
Source: RefSeq, a predicted model, not a curated record